AUGGAGUCCAGCAGUCGUAAUGAAGUAACCAGAUUGUGGAGAGUAUACCGCACAUCUCACCAGAUGGUUCACGAUCGAGGCUAUCUCGUAUCUCAAAAUGAGAUUGACAUGGAACUUGAGGUUUUCAAGCGUACAUUUGCACCCUCCGGUGAAGUUGAUCGUGAUCAUUUGACCUUUGUUGUUCAAAAGAGAGACGAUCCCACCCAGCAGCUUCUCGUUUUCUUCCCCAAGGACAAGUCAGUCGGUGUUAAGCCUCUGCGUGUCUAUGUUGAGCGUAUGGCACAGCAGCAAAUCCCCAAGGGUAUUUGUAUCUACCAGCAGAGCAUGACAUCUUCUGCCAACAAGGUUAUCCAAUCCUUGCCCACCAAGCACACUCUUGAAUCUUUCCAGGAAAAUGAGUUGUUGGUCAACAUCACACAUCAUGUUCUUGUCCCAAAGCACGAGGUUCUGACACCCGAGGAAAAGGCAACCUUGCUCCAGAGAUACCGCCUCAAGGAUACUCAAUUACCCCGUAUUCAGCACACUGACCCUGUUGCAAGAUACUAUGGUUUGAACCGUGGACAGGUUGUAAAGAUUCUUAGAGAUAGUGAGACUGCCGGUCGCUACGUUAGUUACAGACUCUGCAUCUAA
Molecule: messenger RNA, 630 nt
Organism: Phycomyces blakesleeanus NRRL 1555(-)
Lineage: Eukaryota; Fungi; Mucoromycota; Mucoromycetes; Mucorales; Phycomycetaceae
Exons: 6
Coding region: 1-630 (209 amino acids)
Biological process (GO): DNA-templated transcription
Cellular component (GO): RNA polymerase I complex; RNA polymerase II, core complex; RNA polymerase III complex
Molecular function (GO): DNA binding; DNA-directed RNA polymerase activity
Source: RefSeq, a predicted model, not a curated record